AUGGAAAGGAAGAAAAUUAGGAAAAUUGGUGGCGUUGGCGGAGUUUCAGAUGUUCCUCAUGACUUAGCGGUCGAAGUCCUCAAGAAGCUUCCAGCCAAGUCUCUCAUGCGAUUUAAGUGUGUGUCAAAACUCUGGCGCUCAACAAUCGAUGACCGUCGCUUUUCGAACGAUCACCGAGCUCUUUCCUGUUCUCGCACCAGCGUGCUUUUGAUAUAUCCUAACAGAGACAGCGACAGACACAUCAAUUACUUACACUUGUUCAACACAGCCUUCCUGGGCCAUAAAAGCGGACCAGUUCUCAAUCACCACUUUACUGUGUCCCUGUUGGAGUACACUAGAUUUACGGAGGUCAUUAACGGCCUUUUUUGUUUGUACGGUGAUGAUCGCCUCUCUCUCUGCAACAUCUCUACUCAUGAAAUUAUGGAUCUUCCUCCAAUACGUUGUUCCAAUUACUUUUUUGGGUUUGAACCUAUUGCUAAGGAAUACAAGGCAAGUCUUAACAUUCGGUUCUUGCUUGCCAUGAUUAAUAGACUAAGCAGACCAGAGGUUCACGUCGAGUUGGCGGCAAUGACAGCUAACAAAUCUCAUUGGGUCCCAAUUGGAUGA
Ilex paraguariensis (yerba mate) is the source of this 606-nucleotide messenger RNA. The record is from the annotation of a GenBank genome assembly. NCBI's taxonomy places the organism in Eukaryota, Viridiplantae, Streptophyta, Magnoliopsida, Aquifoliales, Aquifoliaceae.